CAAGGAGCCCAAUUCCCCACUCCCUGAGCUCAUCCUUGAGUGUCUGUCUGCCAUCCCCUCCCACACUCCCACACACACACACACCCCAUUACUACCUCCAGGACAGCCCCUUCCCAUAACCUCCACCUCCCUCCAUGACCCAGCUCUCACCCAGGCCUAAAGUCCUUGCUUAUCCUAUCCCUGUCCCUCCCAGGGGCCUGGGUGCUGGGGAGGGAUUGGGUAGUUCAAUGGGUCCAUGUGUGUUCGUCUGGGGCCCUAGCCCGGCCCAGCUCCUGGACAGUGUCCUCGGGCUGGGAGCACUGGGGUUGACAAUCCGGGCAGUCUUUUCCACGGCUGGCCCAGCCUUGCUGCUGCUGCUGCUACUGGUCAGCUUCCUGGCCUUCGACCUGCUCCACAGGCCCCCAGGUCCCACCCAGCCACAGCACACACUCCUCACAGGGGGCCAAAGUCAAGGGGCCGGCGAGGGCCCAAGACAGCGGGAGGCUCUACUCCUGCAGACCGCGGCAGUCACAGGACGGCUCAGCCUCCAGGAGGCUCUGCUACUCCUGCUCCUGGGCCUGGAGCUGCUCUUGGGAGCCCGAGGCAUGCCCUUGACCCUGCUUGGCCUGGCUUUCUGCCUCUAUCCUUGGGCCUGACUGCCCUCCAGAAAUACACUGGCCAUGCUGCUUC
Eptesicus fuscus (big brown bat) is the source of this 669-nucleotide messenger RNA. It is a transcript of the gene C12H20orf141, whose product is annotated as chromosome 12 C20orf141 homolog. The record is from RefSeq and is a predicted model, not a curated record. Lineage: Eukaryota; Metazoa; Chordata; Mammalia; Chiroptera; Vespertilionidae.